AGGGAGAGAGAGAGAGAGAGAGUUUUGAAGAAGAAAAAGAUGAACACAGACAUCACAGCAUCGGCAAAGCCGGAGUACCCAGUGAUCGAUCGAAACCCUCCCUUCACGAAGACUGUCGCCAACUUCAACACCCUCGAUUACCUCCGCCUCUCCACCAUCACCGGCAUUUCCGUCACCGUCGGCUACCUCUCCGGAAUUAAGCCCAACAUUAGGGGUCCUUCGAUGGUGACUGGAGGUUUGAUCGGUCUCAUGGGAGGGUUCAUGUACGCUUACCAGAACUCUGCUGGGAGGCUCAUGGGUUUCUUCCCCAACGAGGGUGAGGUUGCUCGGUACAAGAAAUUGGAACCUUCUAGGGUUUAAUUUGGUGUUUACAUUCGAAGUAGAGAAAAUCGAAAAGGCAACAAUUUGGGUAUGUUUGGUUUCUGUACGAGGCAUUUGAUCUUGCUAUGAAUAAUCAGAUUGUUGUUUCUGUUUCCAAUUGUGCACUCUCUUUGUUGACUUAUUGUGGCAUUUUUCUUAACCUUCUAUUGUUUUCUAUUGAUUACUCAAGUGAUUUUUUGUUCUUAUA
Molecule: messenger RNA, 568 nt
Organism: Camellia sinensis
Lineage: Eukaryota; Viridiplantae; Streptophyta; Magnoliopsida; Ericales; Theaceae
Source: RefSeq, a predicted model, not a curated record